Molecule: messenger RNA, 609 nt
Organism: Pyrenophora tritici-repentis Pt-1C-BFP
Lineage: Eukaryota; Fungi; Ascomycota; Dothideomycetes; Pleosporales; Pleosporaceae
Product: SET domain containing protein
Source: RefSeq, a predicted model, not a curated record
AUGCCUAAAACAGCAGGCGCUGUGCCAAAAGGCUGGCAUGUGCACAUCACAUACCUGCAUGCGCCGUCAUACUCCAAGAAGCUGAACAGUGACAAAGUCAGCGCCUUGAUAUUUCAAAAGGCAGAUUUGGGGCCGACUGCACAAGUCUACAAGACACGCGGACCAUACACAAACGUCAAGAUAACACCAGUGUCUGACGUGGCCCACCCGGCAUAUGGCCAGCAUGCGCUGUACGCUAACCAGCAGCUCUCUCCAGAUUCCUUCAUCCUGCCAUAUCUUGGCUUUGUUCACGAUCAGGCCGAUUUGAAUCCGGCAUCCGACUAUGACUUGUCACUCGAUCGCGAGCUGGCUAUCGGCGUCGAUGCUUCCACUAUGGGUAAUGAAGCACGCUUUAUCAACGACUACCGAGGAGUCUCAACGGCACCGAAUGCAGAGUUUCGCGACAUACAUGUCGAGAUUGGCAACGGCAAAGUAGAGAAGAGAGUCGGUGUGUUUGUGCUCAGUGCUGGCAAGAGUGGAAAAAGGUCAUCAGGCAUCGGGCGUGGUCAGGAAAUCCUUGUCAGUUACGGCAAGGGUUUCUGGACCGAACGUCAAGCUACGGAAGAGUGA